Molecule: messenger RNA, 453 nt
Organism: Coccidioides immitis RS
Lineage: Eukaryota; Fungi; Ascomycota; Eurotiomycetes; Onygenales; Onygenaceae
Exons: 2
Coding region: 1-453 (150 amino acids)
Source: RefSeq, a predicted model, not a curated record
AUGAUGAUGGUUGCAGAGCAGCUCCAUAAUGGGUUUGGCAAAUUGCAGUCUGGCAUCAUUAUCCCAUUCAUCAGAGGCCAGUAUCAUCAUUCAGAAGAGCAUGUCUGUCAGUUCUUUAUUGUACAAUGUUCUGGAGAGCAGCCAGGUGGCUGGGGUGUAGUCUUGCUUCCCUGUGGCUGCAUUGAUCUCUCAAAACUGUCUGAUGAUCUUGCUGUCAAAGCCCUUCUCCUGAUGGCAUUCAUCUCAGAUUACAGCUUGCCAUCACAAUUGCUGGACAUCUUGUUUCUGAAUGUUACAGAGAAGUAUCAUCAUACAGCUGGAGAGCAAGUCCAGUAUGAUCAGGAACAUGUGCCAAUAAUCCUGCUGGAGAUUCAGAUCAUGUUAUCUCAGCAUCACAUGCUGUGCAGUCUGUAUGAACACAUGGCCCAAGUUGCCAAUCUUUGUGAGAGUUAA